AUGCGUGACGUGUGCAUCGACAACUACCACAACUCGCAGUGGGAAUGGAGAAGUGAGAUCACCGCACCAAACCGCGUCACCAUGUGCAUGAACACGUUUCGGAGUCGUUAUGCUGACAAAGUUGGUAUCAGUGUGCUACCUGGCCUGGUCGUGAUGCAGAUUUUCAUCAUGGGGGUAGUUAGUCUGUACGAAGUGAUGUCGCCCAAGAGGUUACGCUGGAUAAACCGUAACCAGUCGUUCGUGCACAAGCUUUCAUCCAUCACCAACUCACUAUCCAAGAGUCCGUCCAAGGCGCAAGUCGAGACCAAGACGAUGGCGAAGCUGGAAGAGCAGGAAGCGGCCCAAGCGGCCCCCGCUGAAGUGGAGGAGGACGUCAAGAUGUCGGACGCCGAGCACAGCGGCGAAGUCGCGGCCAACGAGGGCGAGGGCGGCGCCAGCGGCAGCAGCAAGAACAAGAAGAAGAAGAAGAACAAAAAGAAGAAGAGCAAGGCCGCCGCCGGUGGCGCGGGCUCCAAGCCGGCGCCGUUCCGCGGCGUCUCGGGCUUCACGGACAGCUACGUGGGCGUGGGCCAGACGGAGCCGCCCACGAUCCCCAUCGAGAAACUCUUCCCGGACGGCCACUUCCCCGUGGGCGAGAUCCAGGAGCACCCGGGCGACUUGAACACGUUCCGCACCACGAGCGAGGAGAAGCGCGCGCUGGACCGCGCCCAGGAGGACCUGUACGAGACGGUGCGCCACGCCGCCGAGGUGCACCGCCACGUGCGCAAGUUCGCGCAGAGUAUCAUGAAGCCCGGCGUCAAGCUCAUCGACAUGUGCACGCAGCUCGAGAACAAGAACCGCGAGCUCGUGGUCGAGGCCGGCUUUGCGCGCGGCAUUGGUUUCCCGACGGGCUGCUCGCUGAACCACGUCGCGGCGCACUACACGCCCAACUCGGGCGACGACACGGUGCUGUCGUACGGCGACGUGAUGAAGGUGGACUUCGGUACGCAGAUCAACGGACGCAUCAUCGACAGUGCCUGGACCGUUGCGUUCGACCCCCAGUUCGACCCGCUGCUCGAGGCCGCCAAGGCUGCGACCAACGCUGGUAUUGCCUGCGCGGGUAUUGAUGCCCGUCUGGGUGAAAUCGGUGGCGAGAUCCAGGAGGUUAUGGAGUCGUUCGAGGUGACUAUUGACGGCAAGACGUACCCCGUCAAGUCCAUCCGCAACCUGAACGGCCACUCCAUUGGCCCCUACCAGAUCCACGCCGGCAAGAGCGUCCCCAUCGUCAAGACGGAGGACCAGACCAAGAUGGAGGAGGGUGAAAUCUUCGCCAUCGAGACGUUCAACACCACCGGUCGCGGUUACGUGGUCGAGGACGGCGAGUGCUCGCACUAUGCCAAGGCGUUCGACGCUCCGCACGUGCCGCUGCGUCUGCCGCGCGCCAAGAAGCUGCUCGGCCACAUCACGCGCACGUUCGGCACGCUGCCGUGGUGCCGCCGAUGGAUCGAGCGCGAGGACGGUGGCUCGGCCACCAUUAACCCUAAGGGCGCCAAGCAGGAGAAGUACCUGAUGGCUCUCAAGAACCUGGUGGACACGGGUAUCGUCACGGCGUACCCGCCUCUUGUUGAUGUGAAGGGCAGCUACACCGCACAUUGUGUCUCGCGGCGAUGA
Phytophthora sojae is the source of this 1650-nucleotide messenger RNA. RefSeq lists its product as hypothetical. Gene Ontology annotation, molecular function: metalloaminopeptidase activity. The record is from RefSeq and is a predicted model, not a curated record. Gene Ontology annotation, biological process: proteolysis. Lineage: Eukaryota; Oomycota; Peronosporomycetes; Peronosporales; Peronosporaceae. The transcript has 4 exons. The coding region runs from base 1 to 1650 and encodes 549 amino acids.